Molecule: messenger RNA, 9421 nt
Organism: Apus apus (common swift)
Lineage: Eukaryota; Metazoa; Chordata; Aves; Apodiformes; Apodidae
Gene: THSD4
Product: thrombospondin type 1 domain containing 4
Exons: 19
Coding region: 389-3472 (1027 amino acids)
Biological process (GO): extracellular matrix organization
Cellular component (GO): extracellular matrix
Molecular function (GO): metalloendopeptidase activity
Source: RefSeq, a predicted model, not a curated record
UGCCCGCGGGUCCUGGCGGGGCUCCCCGCGGCCGCGUCUCCGGUAGCCCCGGGCGGAGGAAAGGCCGCCGCCUUCCUCCCAUGCGUCGGAGGCCGUGCGGGCUGUCAGCUCUCCCCACCUGAGAGGGGAGCGACUCGUGGUGGGGCGAGCGGGACGGGACGCGUGCGCUGCGAGGGACGCGGAGCGGGGCGCUGAGGCACAAGGCCCGCGCGGCGGCAGCGCUGUGAGGAGGGAGCCCCGCGCCAGGGGCUGCAUCCAGAGGGUGUGUAAGGAGCUGCUCCGUUGUGCCUCGGUGUCCCACCAGAAGCUGAUUUGAGUGUGAUUGGCAUUGUGCUGUACCACAGUGAAGCAGUAUUUGUCACUUCAAGACACCUUGCAUUAAAGGAUCAUGGUAGACAGUUUAAUAGUUUCUUUGAGACUUCUCAGUUCCCUAGCAGUGCUGGGAUUUCAGUUUGUCAUCCCACAGCCUUCAAUUGAACACAGAAAGGUUCCCCAGAGGAUAGAAGAGCAAGGAGAUGCAUCUGAGGAUAGCAGUGCAGGAAUCCCAGGCAUGUGGGGAAGUUGGGGCCCCUGGUCUGCCUGCUCUCGGAGCUGCAAUGGCGGAGUGAUGGAGCAGACACGGCCCUGCCUCCCAGCCUAUUACCACGAAAGGAGCUACCGACGGCCUGGGCGCCAGUUCCCGGCCUCGGAGAGGACUCUUGCUCACCAGAAUUCCCGCCACCGAGAGGACUCGCUGACUGCUUAUCCUGGCCACAUCAUUUCUGCCAUCCGUACAUCUGUGCCACUUCACAGAAAUGAAGAGCAGCUUUGGGCUGGCCUUCGAGCCUCUGCUUCUUCUGGAGGCCAAAAUAACAGCCACCUGAGCAGAGGAGCAUUGAGAGGCAGCAGGCAUUCUCAGUCCCAGAGGCAGAAUGCCAAGCCAGAAAAGAGAAGCAGAAACAGAAAUCCUAUUGGUCCAGGAAAGUAUGGAUAUGGAAAAGUGCCAUACAUUUUACCUUUACAAACUGAUACUGGUCAGCAGCCUCAGAAGCUUCGGAGGCAGCGGCAGUCGUCAAGGAACCAUGUAUUUCAUCAGAGUCCAAGUCUCAUGAGCACUUACAGCCAGGCAGCUAGUCCUUCACUUCAACAUGGGAAUCUUUAUCAAGAAGAGAGUGAGCCUCAGGCUGGACAUCAGGUCCUGGGACCCUCACUUUAUCAGUCAUCUUCAUUUCCUGUGUCUCAAAGCCUGUUUCACAGCAGCAACUCAAACCAUCAUGGACCUGCAUCACACCAGUCCAUCCAGGGGCAGCCCCAGCCUCCAAGAGCUGCAGCAAUUGUGUGCAUUGGUGCCUACAAGCAAUAUAAACUCUGCAACACAAAUAUUUGUCCUGAAAGCAGCAGAAAUAUUAGAGAGGUGCAAUGUGCAUCAUACAAUAACAAGCCAUUUAUGGGUCGAUUUUAUGAAUGGGAACCCUUUGCAGAAGUGAAGGGGAGUCAGAAGUGUGAGCUGAAUUGCCGUGCGAUAGGCUACAGGUUCUAUGUGAGACAAGCUGAGAAGGUGAUUGAUGGGACACCCUGUGACCAAAACGGAACAUCCAUCUGCGUGGCAGGGCAGUGCAAGAGCAUUGGCUGUGAUGACUAUCUGGGUUCAGACAAAGUGAUUGACAAGUGUGGAAUAUGUGGAGGGGACAACACUGCUUGCAAGGUUGUGUCUGGAGUUUUCAAACACACGCUAACAAAUCUUGGCUACCACAAGAUAGUGGAAAUUCCUGAAGGAGCUACUAAAAUCAACAUUACUGAGAUGUCAAAGAGCAACAACUAUUUGGCUCUGCGGAGUCGAUCGGGACGCUCCAUCAUCAAUGGAAACUGGGCAAUUGAUCGACCUGGGAGAUAUGAAGGUGGUGGGACAAUGUUCACUUACAAACGCCCAAAUGAAAUCUCCAGCACUGCAGGAGAGUCAUUUUUAGCUGAUGGCCCAACAAAUGAAGUCCUUGAUGUCUAUAUGAUACAUCAGCAGCCUAACCCAGGUAUACAUUAUGAGUAUAUCAUUCCAGGAGACAAUGUCAUUAGUCCUCAGUUGCUUGCUCAAAGGAGGCCAGGGGAGCCCUUGAAUGGUCAGUUAGGAAUUCCGGAAAGUACAAAUCAUGAGGAUGAGGAUUUGUAUAGGGAGACAGAUACUUUCACUGGACAGUCAAUGGGAACUUUUCCAGUUAUUCAGCCAGGAAGAUUUCCUUCUCAUCAGCCAGAAAACCAGGUGCCUGCUGUGCAACCACCAAGGCAAAACCGAGAACACAACUGGAAACAGAUUGGAAAAACUGAGUGCACAACUACAUGUGGGAAAGGGUCACAGUACCCAGUUUUCCACUGUGUCAACAGAAUCACUCAUGAGGAGGUACCUGAGAGUUACUGUGACAGCAGCACCAAACCCAUUCCAGAAGAGGAAGCCUGCAACCUCUUCCCUUGUCCAGCUUUCUGGGAUAUAGGGGAGUGGUCUGAGUGCAGCAAAACCUGUGGCCUUGGCAUGCAGCACCGGCAGAUCCUGUGCCGGCAAAUGUACGCCAAUCGGACCUUGACAGUCCAGCAGUACCGCUGCCACCACCUGGAGAAACCAGAGACAACCAGCACUUGCCAGCUGAAGAUCUGCAGUGAAUGGCAGAUUAGGACAGAGUGGACUUCAUGUUCAGUGCCUUGUGGAGUGGGGCAGAGGACCCGAGAUGUGAAAUGUGUCAGCAACCUUGGAGACAUUGUUGAUGAUGAGGAAUGUAACAUGAAGCUGCGGCCAAAUGAUAUUGAGAACUGCGACAUGGGUCCCUGUGCUAAGAGCUGGUUCCUUACAGAGUGGAGUGACAGGUGUUCUGCAGAGUGUGGGGACGGGGUCCGCACACGCUCGGUGGUUUGUAUGACAAACCAUGUCAGCAGUUUGCCCCUGGAAGGCUGUGGCAACAACAGACCCUCUGAGACAAGUCCCUGCAAUAACGGACCCUGUGCUGGUAAAGAGGAGUGGUUUGCUGGGGGCUGGACACAGUGCUCUACUGAAUGUGGCAGUGGAACUCAACAGAGAGAAGUAAUUUGUGUUAGGAAAACUGAAGGUAAUUUUGAUGUUUUGAGCCCGUAUGAAUGUUCAUAUUUGGAAAAACCUCCCAGCCAGCAAUCCUGCUACCUCAAACCCUGUGGUUCCAAAUGGUUUCAUACAGAAUGGAGCACAUGUUCCAAAUCCUGUGAAGGAGGAUUUCGAGUUCGAGAGGUACGAUGUCUAUCAGAUGAUAUGACAGCCAGUGAUCAGUGUGAUCCACAGCUUAAACCUGAAGAAAAAGAACCAUGUAACACACAAGACUGUGUCCCUGAAAUAGAUGAGAACUGCAAAGAUAAAUACUACAACUGCAAUGUGGUGGUUCAGGCCCGGCUCUGUGUCUACACCUAUUACAAAACAGCCUGUUGUGCAUCCUGUACACGUGUGGCAAACAGACAAUCGGGGUUUCUAGGGCGUAGAUAACAAAGACCCUUCUACUCAAAGCGGCAAUGUCAGUCUUCGGAUGGAGCUUGAACAGUGUUACUGUUUUGACUACAGCAGGUUUUAGCUUCUUAGAGGUGGUUUUUUAUAUUGCUGACUACAUCAAGACUAUGGUUAAAUCUCACACCCUUUCAGUUACAGUUAUUGUGCAGUUAUAUUUUUUUAAAUGUUUGUUGUAAAACCGUGAUCUUUUUAAAGCAUUAGUUUUAAUUAUACUAUCCUUUGCACCUGCUCAUCAGGUAAUUAUUUAAAGAGCAUACCAGCCUUAGUAUUGUGAAAGUAAAGAAAACUAAAUCAAUCACAAGCAAUUACUGGAGAUAUUUGAUCAGUAUGGAUGCAGCUGCAGCAUUAUUUUCUGAGUGCUUACUCUUACUUGGUAUUUUGGACUGCCUUAAAUGAUACUAAAUCAAUGAAUCAUGUACAUGAGAAAAUAUACUUCACAAAGAACCACAUCUUUGAGAAGCCAUGUAUCUUCAGUUUCUUAGCACUCUAACUUAUAUUUUAAUUACUUCAGUCCAUUCAUAAUAAAUUAAGAAUCAUUCUUAAGCUCCCUCAGUUGUACUUUUAGCUAACUUCUGUCCUCAGGCAGCAAAUAUAUAUAUUCUUGACUGCCAAAAAGUGCCUUUAUAUUUUAUUCAUAAACUCUUGAAGUUACACUUUUCUAAUUUUGUGUGGAUUUUAAAAUACAUUACCUACCAGAGUGCCACUAAUGCCUAGCCAUUUAAGUCUUUAACUGCAGCUGUCGGUGAGACAGAUUUACCAGAAAGGUGAAGACUUUGCUGGCAUAAAAAAAAGUGAUUGUUUCCAUUGGCAGGGUCUCCUUCCUGUAGGGCAGUUAUUUCAGUGAACUGGAAUCUUGCCUAAUGUCUCGUCUCUGCACUAUUGCUUAACAACUACCGUACCAAAGUACUUUGUCCAGAUCUACUCUGGAGAUGUGACCAGUUUCUGAAACAACCACCAAAGGAUGCAGGCCUCUGUGCUUCACAGCAGUCGUGUUGCUCUUGGUAUCAGGCAGCAGUAGGAGUGUGGUAGCCAAGUAUCUGCAAAAAGGAGAUCUUGGCUCUUGGCAUUCUUCAGGUUUUGAUCUGUUAUUGCAACAUACUUGUCUUUUUGAGUCUGUUUCAUCCCGCAGAUCUAUUAAUAUCACUCCUUUUUUUACUACUCAAAAAUGGCUCCACACUUAGAGCUGAAUUUAGGUGGUGAUUUUUCAUUUCUGCAGUUACUGUGCUCAGCUUUGGGUCUUGCUCAGAGCAAACGGAAUGUGCCAUGCAGUGCAGAUGAAAGGUUUUGCAUUAUCUGCACAUUCUCUAGCCUUUACCUCUCCAGCCUGAGAGGUCUUUCAAAUGUGUAAAUAAAACUGAGGGAAAACAUAAAACACCUCUGAACAUUCAGCUGUUUACUACAGCAUAUUGCUUGUAAAUUAGUGGUACUAAUUAUGCAUCUAUUUCUGAGGUGCCUGUUGUCUUGAGUUGAAAAACAGUUUUAAUAAUUCAUGUUAAAUCACUCCCUCUGAUGUGAUGUAACAGUGAUUAAGGUCUCCUGCUAUUGAUGAAGAGGUAUGUUUGAGCCUCAUUGUGUUUUAUUUUCUUCUGCUGCUUUGGUGCAGAGGAUGUAGGAAGAGAGAACGGGGCACUGGGAGGCCAAGGUUGCUGGAUGUGGUACUAGUCACAUCAGCCUGUGUCCUGGAAGCUACAGGAGGGCAGAACUCCUGUAGUCUAAGAGCUGCCUUGGAUCCAGAUGAACCUUAGGUUUUUUUAUUUGGUCACUCAUGAAAAAUGUAUUUCAGACAUGAUGAACUACUACUCUUUGACUAGGUGAAAUGAAGAAGUGUUUCCCCCAAAAUUUGAAGUCACUUUUUGUGACUCUAAACCAAUAAUGUCAUUGACUGUUUCUGUACACUUUGAUUUGGCUUUUUCACUGUAGUUAAUUGAUAGAAAGCUGUUAGAAGCAGAAAUGCUAAUUAGAAAACUUUUCAUUUGAGUUCACAAAUCUCUAACAAUUCUCUUCCCUUGUAUUAUGAAGGUAUAUCCAUGAAGAUAUGAUUUGUAAACAUAUUAUAUUCCUUAGAUUCUUGACCAAAGAAUGAUAUGGAUAAAGUGCAGUAUAACUACUCUGAAAUCCAGUAUUUGUAAAUACAUCUGGGCUUCUCAUUGCAGUAAUUCUUGACAUACAGUAUAUAAUUUCUGCUGUUGUCUCUUUUCUCCCAAGGAAGUGUAUCCUGUUAGCUUGAGGGAGAUACCAGUUCCAUAAAAAGACCCUCUGAAAACUACAAGGGGAAUGAAAUGCAGAGAGGUAAUCAGGUUUGCAAUCAGUUCAUAGAAAAUUAUCUGCUUGUACACACUUCUGGCUGUGAGACAGUCAGUGACUCAGCACGUAGACAGGGGAUCCUGGUCAUAUACAAAAUAUGUAAUUUUAUUCUGGAAUAUAUGGCCACUGGGUUGUUUUAAGAUUAUCAUCUUGUGGGCUCCAUUAAGCUGCCACUAAAGUAAACAGAGUUCAUGGGAGUUAAAUAUCAAAGAAUAUAUAAAUACACAUAGCAAUAUAAGCCUGUGUUAUGCCUAAGCUUUGUGAAUUGAAUGCAGUGAAUGAAGGUUAUACAAACUGUACUUUUUUCCUUUUUAGUAAGGGACAGUUUUCAGAUGUACCAGAUUAAAAAAAAGAUUGUUUCACUUAAUUAAAAAUCUAACAAUAAGGAAACUGCCAGAAUAUUGCUGAACUUAAUAAUUUAUCAUCUCAUGAGUCAGCAUAAUCAACACAGUUGUUCCUGCAAAAUGAACUAAUGAACCCUUCUUUUCAGCACUUUGAUGUACUAAUAUUAUCUACAUGAAUAAGUACCAUGCUAAGAUUUCAACGUCACACAAACUGCACUUUUGAAAUAGUGACUAUAGCAAGGGUUUGUUUUAAUAGAGCAGUGCACCAAUUUAGGUUGAUGCCUGCAGAGGGCCUGAUUUUACUUUCACUGUAAAUCAGAGAUGGCUUAAAUGAAUGCAGUAGACUCAGAGCAGGUGUAAAACCAAUAUAAGUAGGAAUUUUUGAAGGCUUCUGGGUCAUAAUGCUUUACUUUCUUUUUCUGAUAUUUUACCAUCUGUCAAAAUUCUGCAGGAUAGUGGAAAAAAUGCUUCCUUGCCUUAAAGAUUUUUACCUUACACAAUCUAAAGGUCAUCUAGAAGUGUAGGAAGACUGCUGUAGAUUGUUGAUUUAAAGAGUCUAAGCAGUCUAACUGCUUAUAGGGGUAAAUUCAGCAUACAGCUUUCAUAUCUUGCAGACAUGCAGCUGGCCAAAAUCAGCUCCAUCCAGAGCAGGCUCUGUCUCUCAAAGCACUUUCCUUCUGGAAUUGAGGACUGCUGAUGCAGUGUCCAUCAGGGUUUGCUGGCUCCUGUGCAAUGUCAAGCACAUGUAGAUAGAUACAGCACUGAAUUGCUGGAGUUCUCCCUCUCACUGACAGAGAAAACUGAAGCUGAGGGUGCAGAAGUAUGAAGGUUGCUCCUGUGGGAACGACCCUGUGUCUGCCUUGGCCAGCAAUGAGACAAGAGUUAAUAUUUGCUUUAGUGUCUCUUGAGUUUUAGUCCCAGGGCUCUGAAUUAGGCUUGUUAGCAGGCAGUUGAGUGCUGGGGAGUGCAGUGCAGGAGACAUGGGUGCUCUUUUAGGCCUGCUGGCCCUGGAGUCCAGCUGAAGUGUGUGCCCACUGACUCAAUGCAGGACUACCUCAGUAUCCCUGCACAGGGAACUAGUGUCUUCCUCAUUACAGGCAGAAUCUAUUUUCCUUUUUUCCCCUCCAAUAUUUCAGCAUAUGGAGAACUUUCUAUAUGAAUAAAGCAAUGUUUAAUGUUGGUUAGAUCCCACUUUUAUCACAAUAUGAAGCAGUUCAGAAUUUGAUCUUUUUAUACAGAAAAACCCCAGUGUGCUCCAGAGCAUGUUAAAUUAACGACAUGUUAAUGCAAAGAUGUCUUUUAGGUCAUUGUUCAUAGACUCGAUAAAAGUGGUCAGUAUAGCCCUGGCAUAAGUGAGUACAUGGAACUCAUAGAACAGAAGACCACAUGAGGCAGCAGUACUGCCAGGAUCUCUGCUUUGCUUAUGUCCAAGUUUUAGAACGUGCCAGUGAGGGAGGUCACCACUGAGGGAGGAAGGAAACAGCCUGUGGCUAUGCCUUCCUGAAGAGAAUACUUUGCUUCCACUGUUUAAAAUCUGUACUACUGUACUACUGUAGGUAGUAAAAUGUGCUUUCCAGGGAUUUGCUUUCCUUCAUACUUAUCCUGACCUGUCUCCCUUGUACACCCACAAGGGUUCUUCUCUUCCUCUUGCCUCACAUCCAUCCCUUUGUCCUUUGGAGGACAAUGUUCAGUUUUGCUAGAAUUACUUAAAAUCCUGAAGUGGCCAUUGGUUGCUACAAAUCUGUGGUAGAAAUAUGCCCAGAGAACUAUAUUCCUGCCAGUCCAAAGAUUACUUUUUUUAAUGUGUGUGUCCAUGUCCAUGUUGGCUAGUUUUAAAUGCACAGUAUUAAAGUACCUACUGAAUUAUUUCCUGUGCAAUGAACCCGUGAUUACACAGCUCUUGAAGUAUGUAGUAGCCCUUCAUUCUCACAUCUAACAUCUAUUGCAUAAAAAAGGAGAAUUAUCCUCUUCACACUCAAAAAGGAAAAACAGUGUGUCUGUGUGGUUUUCUUGGAGCUUAUACUUACUUACACUUACUCUGACUUCUUAAAGAGCUGUUUACUGGCAGAUAAUUCAUGUGCAUGUCUGCCACUGGAAAACAAAGCAUGAAAUUUUGAACACUGAAAGUAAAGUCCCUUUAUUCCAAAACUUAGAGGAUAUGUUUGUGGGGGAUACAUUAGCUGUUGUUUAGAAAAUUAAGUAAAAUAAUUAUUUCUAUAUCAGAAAUUAAAAAUAAUUCACUAAGUAUUUUCAGUGUAUUUUAAAGUAAACAUGUCAUGAUUACAAUAUCUCAGUAGCAUGAGUGAAAUUCAGACCUGGUGAAAGGGAGAAAAUUCCAUUUAAGAGAACUCACACCAGACCUGAACUCAGUGUUUUACUUCUCAGCUUUUUGCAACCAGAAGUUCUUAAGAAUGUGACUUCCCAAUCUUCUAUAUCCCCAUUUACUGCAAUGGGUUGUAGAUAAAUACCACUGUAUAUGGAGAGCAGAGAGGAGGGGAGCUUAAUCCUGAGAAAUCAUUGACCUUCCAGAAAGUGACAGUGUAAUUGCUGUUUGCCCUGAACUGUUCUGUCCAUGAUGUGUUUGGGUCUCUUGAGACCAGUGGCCUUGGCAGGGGUUGGGUACACACAAGGUUGUUAAAUCCCUUUGUAGUCACUCAGGAUCAGGAAGGACUGGAGACAAAAGAAACCCUGACUUUUUAAAUAUGUAUAAAAUUGUCUAUUUGACCCUCAUAAUUGAUUUUGGCAUAAGAAUAUACUUUAUUAUAACUUAUUUUGUUCUUAUUUGUAAAUACAAGAUGUCUAUGGGAAAAUAUGUAAUUCUGAGCUGUGUCUAUGGAACAAGCGACUGCACCAAAAUAUUUCAAAUAUUUAGAAUAGGCAGAUUUUUUAUUAAAAGGGACCUAAUAUGUAUUUAUUUACAUAUAACAUUCAAAUUUUGUCCAGCUCUUUCAAUAUACUAACCCACCAUUUUAGGGAAUUUUUAUAGCACAAGUAUUACAUAUAUAUUUUUGUAUAUAUGUCAUACUGUAAAACCAUAAUACAACUUUUUAAACUUUCUGAUUAGCCAGUUCCUUGAGUGAAUUAAAGGGGGAAGAGUUUAAGCAAAUUGCUUUCUGACUCGUUCAGGAAUAUGUAUCCAUGGCAAUGCACCUGAACCAGAACUGUACAGCAUCCUUUUCAUAUUGUAUACAUUUUCUCUUUGAUGAAAAAGCGUCAACUAUUUUUGUUUAUGACUAAUUUAUUUUUUAUUAUUGUGAAAAAUAAAGUAAUUUGAGAUGAA